Aspergillus terreus NIH2624 is the source of this 1089-nucleotide messenger RNA. RefSeq lists its product as uncharacterized. The coding region runs from base 1 to 1089 and encodes 362 amino acids. Lineage: Eukaryota; Fungi; Ascomycota; Eurotiomycetes; Eurotiales; Aspergillaceae. The transcript has a single exon. The record is from RefSeq and is a predicted model, not a curated record.
AUGAAGAUCUCUCUGGUCACUCUUGCUGCUCUGAUCGCUGCGGCCGCCGCCGCCCCGGCUCCUACCCUGCCGGAGAUCAGCGACGUGAGCCAGAUCACCGCUGUUCUCAAGAGCGGCCACUCCGCUUCGUCCUACGGCAGCGUCCACAGCAUCUCCUCCGGCAGCGACAAGGGCCUCACCGGCGACGUCGGCCACUCCCUUAACAAGGUCCUGGCCGUCACCGGCCCGGACGCCAAGGAGCUCCUGAUCGAGCUCUCCCCCGAGGUGGAGGAUCUGCUCACCAAGCUCAGCCUGGGCGCUCUCGGAAAGCCCGUCGGCGAGGUCAUCAGGACCGCCGCCAAUGUCGGUGACUUGCUGAAGGAUCUGGGCGAGCCCGUUGAGGACCUCCUCACCGUCGUUGGCAAGGACGUCGGCGCCCUUCUCAUCAAGCUCUCCCCCGAGGUGAAGGGUCUCCUUGGUGGCCUCGGCCUGCCGGCCCUGGGCAACCCCAUUGGCGACGUCGUGGCCACCCUCGGCGGUGCCCUGAGCGGCACCAGCGGUGUCACCAGCGGCCUGAAGAUCCGCGGCGACAUCACCACCACCGCCAACGUCAACAACGAGGUCAACUUUGCCAAGUUCGGCAUCCCCGAGGACGUCGCCAAGAAGUACCAUAUCUCUAUUCCCGACGCCCACAAGUUCGGCUCUCUCCCCCGCAUCCACCGCGAGGGCAACUACCUCAAGACCGCCGACGGCAAGAUCCUCUGCGACCUCGGCGGUGAGGUCAACAACCUCCUUACCGUCCUCGGUCCCGAUGGUGAGACCCUUCUGGUCCAGGUUGGCGAUGAGGUUGCCGACUUGCUUACCGGGCUUGGUCUGGGCGGCCUCGGUCAGCCCCUGGGUAAGAUUGUCGGCGCCGUUGGUGGCCUGCUCGGCAGCCUUCUUCCUCAGCUUGGUAACAUUGUUGAGGGUCUCCUGUGCGGUCUCAGCUCUGAUCUCGGCAACCUCCUGGUCGAGCUCGACCCUACCCUCAAGGAGCUCCUUUCCGGCCUUGGUCUGGAAAGCCUCGCUGGGCUAGGCAGUGUGGUCGGUGUGAUCGGGGAGAACAUCUAA